This is a messenger RNA of Didymodactylos carnosus, 1803 nucleotides long. The record is from the annotation of a GenBank genome assembly. NCBI's taxonomy places the organism in Eukaryota, Metazoa, Rotifera, Eurotatoria, Philodinida, Philodinidae.
AUGAUAGACUUCGAUGGAUUAUUCAUUUCUAAUGGUCCAGGUGAUCCACAAAUGUGUGACGAGUCUAUUCAAACAAUAAAAUCAUGGAUUCGUGAAGAUAAUACUGUGAUCAAACCUGUAUUUGGUAUUUGUCUUGGUCAUCAAUUAAUGGCAAUUGCUGUUGGGUUGAAAACAUAUAAAAUGAAAUACGGCAAUCGUGGACAAAAUUUGCCUUGUUUACUUGUUGGCACCAAUCGUUGUUUUAUUACAUCACAGAAUCAUGGUUAUGCUGUUGAAACAUCCAAUGGUAUGCCAGAUAAGUGGAAUGUAUUAUUUGAGAACAAAAAUGAUCAGUCAAAUGAAGGCAUCAUUCAUAGAAAUAAACCGUUUUCCAGUGUCCAAUUUCAUCCGGAACAUUGUGCAGGACCCAAAGACACAGAACACAUAUUUAAUAUAUUUGUUGAUAUCGUAAACCAGUACAAACAAAAACUGAAUGAUAAUUUUGUAUUGAAGACAUAUUUAAUUGAUACUCUAAGUCGUGUUGUUGAUUCCAAUGUUCCAAAAGCACACUGUGCUCAUUCAAAAAAAGUAUUAAUAUUAGGAAGUGGUGGUUUGAGUAUUGGACAAGCGGGUGAAUUCGAUUAUUCUGGCUCACAGGCACUGAAAGCAUUAAAAGAAGAAAAUAUUCAUACAAUAUUGAUAAAUCCAAAUAUAGCAACUAUACAAACCUCAAAAGGUUUAGCUAAUAAAGUAUAUUUUUUACCAAUAAUAUCCUAUUAUGUUGAACAAGUUAUUAAAAAUGAACGACCAGAUGGAAUAUUAUUAAGUUUUGGAGGACAAACAGCUCUCAAUACUGGUAUUGAAUUACAUGAAACAAAUAUAUUGAAGAAAUAUGGAUGUAAUGUACUCGGUACUCCGAUCGAAUCUAUACAAAUAACCGAAGAUCGAUCGUUAUUUGCUCAAAAAAUGUCGAAUAUUGGUGAAAACGUAGCACCAUGCGAAGCAGCUGCUACGCUUGAAGAGGCCUUAGAGUCAGCUGAACGUAUUGGUUAUCCUGUUUUGGUUAGAGCUGCAUUUGCUCUUGGUGGACUUGGUUCUGGUUUUGCUAAUAAUGUCGAAGAGUUCAUUCCUUUGGUGACAUCUGCAUUUGCACAUACAUCUCAAUUACUUAUUGAUAAAUCACUCAAAGGUUGGAAAGAAGUUGAAUAUGAAGUUGUUCGUGAUCAGUUUGACAAUUGCAUUGUUGUUUGCAACAUGGAAAACAUCGAUCCGCUUGGCAUUCAUACAGGUGAAUCUAUGGUUGUUGCUCCAAGUCAAACAUUGACAAAUGAAGAGUAUAAUUUGUUACGUACGGUCUCGAUUAAAAUUGUAAGACAUUUGGGUAUUGUUGGCGAAUGUAAUGUACAAUAUGCACUUGAUCCAUUGAGUAAGGAUUAUUAUAUCAUUGAAGUCAAUGCGCGUUUAUCCCGUAGUUCGGCAUUAGCAUCAAAAGCAACAGGGUAUCCAUUGGCUUAUAUAGCAGCAAAAUUGGCAUUAGGAAUGAGUCUAGUUGAACUGAAGAAUACUGUGACUGGAUGUACGUGUGCUUGUUUUGAACCGAGUCUGGAUUAUUGUGUCAUUAAAAUACCAAGAUGGGAUCUAAAUAAAUUUGUACGUUGUUCAAACAAAAUUGGUAGUUCAAUGAAAAGUGUUGGAGAAAUAAUGGCUAUUGGACGAACAUUUGAAGAAGCGUUUCAAAAAGCUCUCAGAAUGGUUGAUGAAAAUGUGAUGGGUUUCGAUCCAUAUCAACGAACAAUUGAGGACGAGGUAUGCACAUUUUCUUGA